Molecule: messenger RNA, 497 nt
Organism: Humulus lupulus (European hop)
Lineage: Eukaryota; Viridiplantae; Streptophyta; Magnoliopsida; Rosales; Cannabaceae
Exons: 3
Coding region: 74-376 (100 amino acids)
Source: RefSeq, a predicted model, not a curated record
CCAAUACUUAUAACAUUAAACCCUUUUCUUCUCAGAUCCAAAAAUAAAGCUCUUUUCAAUUUCAUCCAAAACUAUGGUUCCAAAAACACUUCUUAUUACUAUUCUCUUUCUGGGUUUGUCUUCUCAUAUUCUCUUCUCUGAUGCAAUUCCAGUGACUCGGAGUUUCUCUUUAAAUAAAUUCACAUCUUUGGCUGAGCACAAAGUACCACUGAAACAGAAUUGGUUGGAUUUGAGGAAUGGAGAGGAAGUGUUUGGUUUGGAGGAAAAUGAAGGAAAAUAUUUAAUACAAGGUAGGAUGGAUUUGGAAACUACCCUUGACUAUCCAGGAACCGGAGCCAACAAAAACCAUGAUCCGAAACCACCUGGAGCUGCUUAAAUAAUUUAUUGUCGUUUUUGUUGUUUUCUGUCGUUUUUUCCAUAUUUAGUUCUACUGGUGGGUUGGUAUACCAUUGUAUAAAAUAAUAAUAACAAUAAUAUAUGUUUUAUUUUUAGCUAAA